Penicillium pulvis is the source of this 516-nucleotide messenger RNA. RefSeq names its product PaaI family thioesterase. The record is from RefSeq and is a predicted model, not a curated record. The coding region runs from base 1 to 516 and encodes 171 amino acids. The transcript has 2 exons. Lineage: Eukaryota; Fungi; Ascomycota; Eurotiomycetes; Eurotiales; Aspergillaceae. Gene Ontology annotation, molecular function: fatty acyl-CoA hydrolase activity.
AUGUCCACUCACCAAGUACUCCCGCCACAGCGGGAAAUGACCGACUUCGAGCAACACGUCUACGAAUGCACAUACAUGAUAGGCAAGGAAGCCGCCGACGUACGCUGGGACGUCGACGCCCAAGAAUGCAACCUCCGCUUUGAAUCUGCAACCCGCGGUCCACCCACUAAAGUCGCAUUCACUCUCACCAUAACUCCUUCUCUCAGCAAUAGACUCGGAAGCCUGCACGGGGGAUGCGCUGCGACUCUGAUUGAUAUCCUCUCGACCACAAUCUUGUUAGGAGUCUCCACACCUGGGAAAUUCGGGUUCGGUGGCGUGAGCCGGAACUUGAGGACGACUUAUCUCCGGCCCGUGCCCAUUGGGACAGAGGCGAGGAUUGUGUGUGAGGUUAUGCAUGUUGGAAAAAGAUUGGCGCUUUUACGGGCGGAGAUCCAGAAGGCGGAUACUGGUGAUGUUUGUGUUGUUGGGGAGCAUGAGAAGGCGAAUACGGACCCGGAGGUUGAUCAGAGGAUUUGA